AUGAUCUUAUUGGGCUUUAUCGUUGUGGUGUUAUGGGCCCUGUGGGGUCUGCACCGCCUGCUCGUCUAUCGUGCGCAUCGCUUUACGGGAAAGACUGUUCUCAUCACAGGGGCCUGCUCGGAGUUGGGGGCCUGUCUUUGCCAUCGCCUGUACGCGCAAGGGGUGAACCUCAUCGCGUGGGAUUCGAACCUCCCCGAUCUCGAGCGUCUUGAAAAGGCGCUGCGGAGCUCCCGCGGGUCCCUUUCGGGCGCGGAGGGUGAUGGCUCCCUCAACCCUCCCCAAUCCCCUCACAGGGAAAGGGAAGGGGGGUCGUUGACGAUUGCAAUGGUGAGUUUAACCUCCCCCGCCCUCGUCCAGCGCGCGGUGGAGGAGUUCAAAGGGCCCCUCGACGUCGUUUUUCACACGGCGCUGGGGGCUUUCCCGCGGCCGUCCCUUUCCCGCACGCCGGACGCGAUCGGCGGACUUCUUCUCGCGAACGCCGCGGCCCCGCUCAGCCUCGCGAAGCUGCUUCGCCGCCGCGAAGGCGGUCAUUUUGUGAGUUUCCUUCCUUUUCCAGGGGUGGAUGAGGAAAACCCGGAGCUCGCGGCCUCGCACUGGGCCGCUGUGGGGAUGCAUUAUAGUAUUCGCGCGUGGUUGAAAAACGAGGAAAAGCCGCCGCACGGGGCUGGGCGGGUCUAUACCACCCUCGUUUAUCUCCCCGCCUGGAAGGCGGAGGUCGGGCGGGUUUCGAAGAGGCCAGUCGGGCUCUCGGAUGUUGAGAGUUCGCGCGUGGCGGAAGGGAAUGCACAUGAGACCAAAGUGCUCAAUGCCGAGGUGGAUGCUGCCCUCUACGCUGUUGCUCGACAUGAGGAAAGCUACAGCGGACGACAGGGUUGGCUGAUGAUUCUGCGCGCCAUGAUGCUAAUGACCUUGCCAUUCCCAUGGCAAACAUCGUUAGAUAAAAUCUGUCGUCAGGUAAAAAGACCCCAAAGGUCAAAGAAUGCAUAA
Phytomonas sp. Hart1 is the source of this 987-nucleotide messenger RNA. The record is from the annotation of a GenBank genome assembly. Lineage: Eukaryota; Euglenozoa; Kinetoplastea; Trypanosomatida; Trypanosomatidae.